AUGCCGCUCGCAAUCAGGCCCGUCGUGUCCGCCCCACUGGCCGCUUGCUGCACCGUGCUCUCCAUCUUCGGUGUUAUUAUCCUGGCCACCUUUGGAGCUCUCUACGCCCGUCGAGCGGAGGCCCUCGUCGGUUCCAUUCACGACACCAACGACCCGGACUAUACCUCCAAGAUCUGCUACACUGCCGCCUUCGUGUACGCCUGUUUCAUUGGGUUCUGCGGUCUGCAGCUCACUGUUCACCAGCGCUACCCUCGCGGGGUGCAGCUGUAG
This is a messenger RNA of Apiotrichum porosum, 270 nucleotides long. RefSeq lists its product as uncharacterized. The transcript has 4 exons. The coding region runs from base 1 to 270 and encodes 89 amino acids. NCBI's taxonomy places the organism in Eukaryota, Fungi, Basidiomycota, Tremellomycetes, Trichosporonales, Trichosporonaceae. The record is from RefSeq and is a predicted model, not a curated record.